AUGGCUCAGGAGUGUGAGGAAGGGGAUGCGGCCAGCAAUGAGUUGGCCUGCACUGUCGAGGAGGUGAAGUUCUACACGGCUAAUGUUGACCCGGCUAACAUCAGUCCUGUCAAGAAGCCGACUACUGAGUCCGAAGAACCUCUCAAGUUCAAGACGACCGAAGAUACCAAGCAUGUUGACUUCAUUCCAGAUGACUCUUCCAAGCAGGAACUCGCGGAGCGCCAUAUUAACGUGGAUUCAAAGAUGAAACGAGUACGACAUUACCUCUGUCACUUCAACAUGGAGAGACGCAAGGCUAUUGGAGUAGAGGUUGCCCGGCUCCUAGCUGUCUGGGUACCCACGGGUAAAUCGCUGGACUUCGUGGUCUCUGAACGAGGCAUUGAAGCUAACCCUGAUAAGAUCAAGGUGGUGACCUCAGUGGGUUUUGAAGCCCUCAAGAAGGAGUUGGUUGAGCCGCUGGUUUUACCCGCCCCGACUGACAAACAACCCAUGCUUCUGUACAUCGUUGCCAAUUCAAGGGCGGAAAAGGGAAACCCCCACCCGCAGCCCAACUACCCAAACCCUAAGUCAGAUGUCAUCGAACCCAUCUUCUCGCCGCCACCACCUCCUCCCCAUCACCCUCCACCGCCUGCAUCUUCCACCGCGUCCGCGUGGCCGCCUCUGCCCUCCGCGCGCUCCGCACCCUCCAGGGUACAGGCGCCACCACCCGCCGCCGAGGCCGACCACCGCGUCCUGCUCUACUACACAUCCCUCGAUGUCAUCCGGGGGCACGCGCCAUCCCACGGGGGCUCCGUGCCUCCGUCGACGAGCGCGACCUUGCCAUGGAUGCCUGCUACCUCGAGGAGCUCACGACGCUCCUCCCGCGCGCCCGCCGGAUCACGCUCGCCUAGGUCUUCGUCGGCGGCCGCCACCUCAGCAGCGCCGAGGAGCUCCGCUACUUGCAUGAGUCGGGCGAGCUCCGACGCGUCGUGGUCGGCACCGCGUCCCUCACUGCCUGUGGCCCGUGCGGCGGCGAGCGGUACGUCCUGUGCGGCAGCUGCGAUAGGCUCCACAAGGGAUACAACCUCAAGGGCGGCGGCGGGUUCUGCACCUGCACAGGCUGCAACGAGAACGGCCCUGUCUGGUCCACAUCAACGGUGUGUUAUCAAGAAGAAGUAUGGGCAGGAUGCCACCAAUGUUGGAGAUGAAGGUGGUUUUGCACCUAACAUUCAGGAGAACAAGGAAGGCCUUGAGCUCUUGAAGACUGCAAUUGAAAAGGCUGGAUACACUGGCAAGAUUGUCAUUGUACUGUUCAAGACUUGUUUUAUCUGUUGUAGACCGAAACAUGGCCGACGGCUGCCACGACGCGAUGUCUGAGGUCUUGUUGAAGAUGCCUUUCGGCGUGCUCCCAGGCCGGCGUGUCGAGCAUGUACCAUUACUCUACGCAAAACACACACAAAUGUUGUGUCAUUUUCUCUCUAUAUUAGAAUAUAACACUUUGUCAGAACAUGCAGUAAACAUGGCAGGCAAGCCAUCGGGCUGAUGUAUAUUUACAUUGCAGGCAGAUAUGCUUCCGCAUCCGCAAACCAGUCCACCGUUGGCCUUGUCCGUGGCUUCCUGGGCGCCGCCUCUGUCGCUCCUCUGGGUAGGCAGGAAGUCGACGGCGAUGAAGUUGGCCCAUCUGCCCCUGGACGCGGCGUGGCAGGCGUUGAGCAUGCCCAGUAGCUGCGCCGAGUUGUCCUUGCACGCCUCUUCUCUAUGCAGUUCUUGUAAACCAUUCUCUCAUGUACUUACAACUUUUUGGUUGAUGUGUAGUGUUUCAACAAACAGCAGAAAAAUCAGUUUGAUGUAUGGAUGCUUCAUGCGGUGGUGGCUAAUGAUCUUUGUACUGAUGACA
Molecule: messenger RNA, 1876 nt
Organism: Hordeum vulgare subsp. vulgare (domesticated barley)
Lineage: Eukaryota; Viridiplantae; Streptophyta; Magnoliopsida; Poales; Poaceae
Product: proline-rich receptor-like protein kinase PERK2
Exons: 9
Coding region: 1-1356 (451 amino acids)
Biological process (GO): glycolytic process
Cellular component (GO): phosphopyruvate hydratase complex
Molecular function (GO): phosphopyruvate hydratase activity; magnesium ion binding
Source: RefSeq, a predicted model, not a curated record